AUGUCAAAGAGUGUGGCCCCAGCCCGAUCGGGUCCCACCCGCCGAUAUGCCGCGACGGUCGAAAAGGGCGAAAACGCCUGGCGCCGCGAGUGGUCCGGUUUCAUGUCGAACGUCAACUUGAAGGAACUGCGGAAGGGCGGCGGUGUUGUUCUCCCGAAGGCCGCCGAUUUGGAGGUCGCCGCGGAGGGAGAAGUGGGGCACAACUUCUCAUAUUUAUUUGCCUCCCCAGCAGAGAAGAAGGCCGCACGACUGGAGAAACAACGGGAGGAAGAGGAAAAGCAAAGAAAACGUAUGCUGGAAAAGAGUAAAGUAACGGAUCCAUUGGCACACUUAAGUAAACAUGAACGUGCGGUAUAUGAGGCACAGAAACGUGGUUUAAACACAGAUGGAAUGUCACGAAAGGAAUUACGACAGUUUUUACAUUUAACUAUUUCUAAAGAACAACAGGAGGCAGAGAAACAUCAAGAGGAAUUCCGACCUCAUGAACUGAUGGAUGAAAAACUUCAGUGGUAUCAACAAGGUCCACAUCCAAUUGAUAUCAUUGCAGAAAAACUCGUUGUGAGGAAAGCCACAAAAAAAGGGAAACAACUUGGAUUACGUUAUAAUUACUAUAUGCCUCAUCCUUCUUGGCUUGCAAAGCGAGAACAGCGACGACGUGAACGACUUUUAGUGGGUUUAGGACGUCGGUAUAUAUUUGAUGAUACGGGAAAGAUGUUGGAUGCAUUUGCUCCAGAGUCUCAUAUAGUAUCUAUGAGUGGAAUACAUAUACCAGAAGACAAUGAGAAGAAAGAGAAGAAUAACGAAAAAGAGGUGAAAGAGCAAGAAGAUGUUGGAAUGAUGGAGAUGGAAACCCAUAUACAAAAUACUUCUAUAGAAAGAAAAGAUAAUGCUGGGGUAUGUACUAGGACAACAACAACAACAACAACAAUAGUACCAACAUCAACACCAUUAAUUGGUUCAGAUAUUUUGGUAGAUCCACGUAAAGCGUGUACUUCAUUUGUACGUGCGGUAGUAAAAGACCGAAAUGUAGCAGAUGCUAUUAGGAAUGCCAACAUCACCACCUCAUAUAUCAGUAGUUCACUUGUGAUGGGUCCUAGUAUUGGGGCAGAGGAUCUCCCGAAUGGUCCUAAUACUGCUGCUAGUACGGCUAACACGGGGAUGGAGCGAAAAAGAGUAAGAGAAACACCUGCACGAAAAGCAAAGGUGGUGGAAAAACGUUCAAAAAUGGCAUCCUUUGAACCAUAA
Messenger RNA from Trypanosoma theileri, 1245 nucleotides. RefSeq lists its product as uncharacterized. The transcript has a single exon. The record is from RefSeq and is a predicted model, not a curated record. The coding region runs from base 1 to 1245 and encodes 414 amino acids. Lineage: Eukaryota; Euglenozoa; Kinetoplastea; Trypanosomatida; Trypanosomatidae.